GGCGAGGAGUCGGUGGGCGGAGCUUAGCGGGUUAUAUUUAUGAGUUAACGGAACAGCCGCAGACUGACAGAGCGUUCAUCACCGUGCACAGCAGGUGCCGAAGAUGUUUGGCGUCACAUUGAUUAUUUGUGUCUCCUGUGUCGUGGCGCACGCAGCGUCACAUGAAAUUGGAUUGGAGUGCAAGAAAUUUUACGGCCCGCCUCCUGUGGGCACUUACACUCCGCAUCCUCCUAUGAACUUGAGGGUGGAGCUGGUGACAAUGGAAGAAGGAUAUCUGAUGAACAUAAGCUGGGCUGUCAAACUUGAUGCUAGUACACAAUUCCUGACAGGCACCCGGAUCCUUCUUGAUAGACAAGUGUAUCACUGUGAAUACAAACCACCUUUAUCCAUUUCAGACCUCCCUGGGCUAAAGCAGAAAUGGUUCCAUUAUUUAGUAAAAGCACUAUCUGGCAGGAACACGAUCCAAGUUGCUAAUCUCCCUUUGCCUUUGCCGGGGAGCGGCAACUAUUAUGAGAUGACCACAAUCAAAGUACCUAAAAAGCCAACAAGGCGUCUUACAGUUCCUACAGUUAAGACCACUGCUGUUGAAGAAAUAACAAUCUCCCCAGUGCCGAGUAGAAGAGGUCCUGAUAAUGUCAACUUCCCCAGCAUAGCGAUGGCCAUUUUUGGAGGACUGACCAGCUUGAUGAUCCUGGGUUCCUGCUACAUAAUCUAUAGACUACGUGGAGCCAACUUUGCCACAUCAUUGGGUUUCAAAGUUGUGCCUACAUCUCCCAUGGUUCCUACUCCCGUUCUUGUGGUGUACCCUGCGAAGAAUUCAACCUUCCAGCGCGCUGUGGUGGCUCUGGCAGAGUUAUUGCAGGGGCACGGUGGCUGCAGCGUGGCUGUAGAUAUGUGGCAGCAGGGGAAGAUUGCAGAGCUCGGGCCAAUGCGCUGGUUGGCCGAACAGGCCAAGGCUGCAGAACGAGUGCUCAUCGUCUGCCCACAGGAGACUCCCAGCGACUCUCCUCUCAACCACAACCUCCCAGAACCCUCCAUCCCUGCUGCAGCUCAUGACCUCUACCCUCUCAUCCUCAACAUGGUGGUGAGCCAUGCAAAGAAUUCCAAUGACUUGGCUAAAUUCUGGGUGGUGCAGCUGGGAAAACAGCAUCCCAAAAGGCCAAGUAACCUGGCACUGGGACUGAGGGCCUGCAAGACUUUUUGUUUGAUGAAGGACUUGAACAAACUGUGCAGGAACCUUCAAUCCCAGAGGCAGGAAGGCAAGAAGAUAUUCGAUAUGAUCUUUAGACCAGGGAUUGAAAAGAAUGCAGGGAAAUUAAGGGAAGCUGUAGAAAAGCUGGACAGACAUCAGUCAAGCAUCUUUAAAGUGGAACCAUUGAAAUCUGUGGUCACCACUAUUUGAACGUUUGUAAUGAAAAUGUUUACUAUCAACAUCGCUCUGUGAAGGUAUCGGAUUCCUCAUCUCCUCUCCUCCCCGUCUUAUCCUUAAUGGAUAAAGAGGAUGAGUCCCUGUGGGGUCAUCUGAAAAAAAAAUCAAAGCCAUAAACUGGUAAAUCUUUGCCUUUUAUCCUCAAGGUUGGUUUUGGAGUGCAUACUAUACUAAAUACAAUGUUACAAAACGAAAGCUCCGAAACAUUCAAUAAAAAAAUACAAUAUAGCAUUAAAUCUACCUUUAAUACUGUUACACUAGAAUCCCCCAAUGGCUUAAACAUGUUGUGUUUUUUUUUCUCAACUUGUAAUAUAAAAUAAUAAAAAAACAGUGAUAGGCAUGAGGGAGGAACAUUUUCAUAUAUUGCUUCCCUUUAUAGGAUAUUUUAAUGUUUUACAUCUUUUGCUGUUUUAUCUGUUUUUUUAUCAGAUGAUUUUAUCAGACCUGUGCUUAUUUCUGUUACAAAAACACUGACGUGGACGUUGUGUGGAUAUUGUGUCCUAUAUGAGCCCUGUAUACUGUCGCAUACUGUUUGUUUUCAAAUAUAUAUUUUUUAUGUUUGUUUCAUCUGCAAUUCUCAAAUAUCAAUUAAAGAGAAAGUGUGUCAGCAUCA
Larimichthys crocea (large yellow croaker) is the source of this 2042-nucleotide messenger RNA. RefSeq names its product interleukin 17 receptor B (gene il17rb). The transcript is spliced from 10 exons. Gene Ontology annotation, molecular function: interleukin-17 receptor activity. Bases 104 to 1402 code for a protein of 432 amino acids. The record is from RefSeq and is a predicted model, not a curated record. NCBI's taxonomy places the organism in Eukaryota, Metazoa, Chordata, Actinopteri, Sciaenidae.